UCGGACGGCUAUCCCCCCCUCAGAAUCGCGCGUCUCGGGUGUGUGGCGGUGCUGAGGUACUGAGGCGGCGGGUAGCUUGACACCGGGACUGUCCAGCGAGCGCAGCGCGGCGCGGCGGGAACCCGCAUCCAAAGUAGCCAGAGACCCGGAGCCGCGCCGAGCCCAGCCGAGCCGGCUAUGGCGUUGUCGAUGCCCCUGAACGGGCUGAAGGAGGAGGACAAAGAGCCCCUCAUCGAGCUCUUCGUCAAGGUGUAUGCCUCCACAUGUCCUCGGCAACUAAUCUAGAUCAAACGAACCCGUACUAAAGGCUGGCAGUGAUGGUGAAAGCAUAGGAAACUGCCCUUUUUCUCAGAGGCUCUUCAUGAUUCUUUGGCUGAAAGGAGUUGUAUUUAGCGUCACAACUGUUGACCUGAAAAGGAAGCCUGCAGACCUGCAAAACUUGGCUCCCGGGACCCACCCACCAUUUAUAACUUUCAACAGUGAAGUCAAAACGGAUGUAAAUAAGAUUGAGGAAUUUCUUGAAGAAGUCUUAUGCCCUCCCAAGUACUUGAAACUUUCACCAAAACACCCAGAAUCAAAUACUGCUGGAAUGGACAUCUUUGCUAAAUUCUCUGCUUAUAUCAAGAAUUCAAGACCAGAGGCUAAUGAAGCACUGGAGCGGGGGCUCUUGAAGACACUGCAGAAACUGGAUGAAUAUCUGAAUUCUCCCCUCCCCGAUGAAAUUGAUGAGAACAGUAUGGAGGACAUCAAGUUUUCCACACGCAAAUUUCUGGAUGGCAAUGAAAUGACACUAGCAGAUUGCAACCUGCUGCCCAAGCUGCACAUCGUCAAGGUGGUGGCCAAAAAAUAUCGUAACUUUGAUAUUCCAAAAGGCAUGACUGGCAUCUGGAGAUACCUGACUAACGCCUACAGUAGGGAUGAGUUCACAAACACCUGUCCCAGUGACAAGGAAGUGGAAAUUGCAUACAGCGAUGUUGCCAAGAGACUUACCAAAUAAACAGCACUUUGAAGAGAGAUGCCUUCAGAUUUCCCCUAAGAAUAUGCUUUCCUAACAGACUGCUCUGCAUCCUCUACAGUAGAAGUGUGUUCUGCAUGAACGUGCAGUUAGGGUUGAGGCUAGACAAGGUAUGUAGUUAUCUUCAAGUACACACUCCUAAGCAGUAUUAUUCCAAAGUCCUUUCACCCAGCUCACCUCCCCACCGGUCUCCUCUCCUCCGAUUCGGAGGCACUCCACCACAAGCUCUUCACCUGGAGCCCUUACCACCGUGUCCAUUCACUGUGCGUAGAUGGCAGAACUUUGAGGUGCAAUGGUUAACCAUAAAAAUAGCAGCCAUGACAUCAGUUGACCCCAAACUGGUGUGUAGUGCAUGGUCCAAGGAAUAUUUAUGUACUUGGGGAGAAUGUUGUAAUAUUUAGAAAGAGUGUAUGGAAGGAUUGCUACUGUAUUAGAAAUACUCUGAACUUGGUGCUGGACAUGUGCUGAAGGGCGGUGCCACGGAGAAGAGCCUUCUGUAGAGAGCAGCUACAGACUGCUGCUUUCUUGGUAGAUAGAUUGAAUUUUACCUAAAAUCAUGUCCUUUAUAUAAACAGUAACAUCUGACAGGACAUAGAAACUAAACGUUUAAAGUGAGGGUCAGGACAGCAGUCUCACAAGCAUUUACCCUUACAAGAGAAGCCGAUGGAGCCGGUUCUCUGUGUUGUCUGGCGUGUGCAUUUGCCCAGUGCCAUUCAUUUAGAGCUUUAUUGCUGCCUUCAUUUUAAUAUUUUUUUCUUUCUUCCUUUCCUUUUCCUCCAUCCCCCCUUGUUCUAUUCAUUCAUUCAUUCAUUCAUUCAUUCAUUCAUUCAUUCACUUACUCACUCAUUCUGGUGGUGCUUGGGAUGGAACCCAGGGCUUUGUACACACCAGGCAUACCCUCUGCCCCUGGGCUGCACCUGGCCCUGCCUUCAGUGUAAAAAGCUCCUUUCGAGGUAACCAUAGAUCUUUGAGCAACACUACAUAAACUGAUACUCAGCUGUAGCAGUCCAGUGAUUAGUAGUGUAAAAACUGUUGAGAUUAACUCAAGGAAUGUGGGAUGAGCUUAGUAAAAUGUCAAGCACACUGUUUGUCAAGCAUAUUCUGUGGGGAUGAUCUGAAGAAUGUGUCAUCUAUCCCAUACUAAACACCCUAAAGCAUGGUUCAUGCCCCUCUCAUCUGUCCCCCAUCUGCAUUAGACUGCAGAGGAAGGCGAUCACUUCUUUGGGACUACAUUGUAGUUGUCACAGUGAGUGUCUUUACCAUAAUUUUGACUCAUCUUAACCACCGUACUUCCUUGAGUUAAUUUUCCUGCAGCCACAUUGAAGAAUAGUAUUCUAUAUAUUAUCUUUUUUCUUUUGUUUUCUUACAUGAUCUCACUUUGUAUCCCUGGCUGGCCUUGAACUUGUGAUGACCUCUUGCAUCUGCCUCCUCAGUGCUAGAAUUACAAGCCUGUGCCACCAUAUCAGGUUUUGUUUUCUCAUUUUUUAAAUCGAAAUCCCAAAUUGAAAAUUACUAUUUGCUUGAACAAAGGAGAACAAACUUGGUAAAAGUAGAAGUUUACUAUGUGCCCCUUAAACAAGAUGGACAUUCUUAGUAGUAGUCUGAAGACUAGGUGUGACUAUACUACAUUUUUGGGUAAUUUUUAUACUUAACUUGUUCAAGAAGUGCUAUUUCUCAUAGGCUUUUUUUCCCUCAUAGUGUGUUACUUUAAGGUGGCAGUGUUUCCCCCCUUUGAUAUGCUAACAUUUAAUAAGCACUGGCUUUAUGAAAACAGUCUGACUUUUGUAAGCAGCUUUUUAAAAUGUACCCAUAAGUAGCUUAGUAUGGAAAGAUAAGAAAGGGUUUGUAUUAUAUCCUUGGCCCUUGUUGGACUUUAUUGCUGGUCAGAGGUGUGACAGCCAUCACUGUGUAAACACUGGAUGGUGAUAUAAAACACUAUACCUUCUCCAUUGAGAAAUGACACCUCCUGGCUUCGAUGGGUGGGAGUGUCCCAACCUAAAUAGUAGCCGCCUGUCCUUGGGUGAGAUUGCAUCUUGUCUCCUAACUAAAAGCAUGUGGAAGAUUCUAGAGACAGAGUGCCUAUUCUUUUGGCAAGUAGUUAAGACACAGAGAGUGCAGGGCUCCUGGAAGAACUGCGCUCCUCACACCAGAGGACAUGUGGAGAGUGGGGAAGAGCCAUGCAGGAGCUCUGAGAUGCCCACACUUGGGGUGUCUGUGCUCCAUGACUUAUUUGCCUAGGGGUUGUAAUUGGCUGUCUUUGGAUGUCCAAGGAAGGCGGGCCUCUCAUUGGUUUUGACAAAGGUAGAAUUUAAGUUUUCUAUUAAGGAAGUGAGUCAGAUAAGCUUGCGAAUGGCAGAAGGACUGAAGCUGUAGAAAGGAAGACCCCACAGCAAGCCCCCACCCUUCUGUUUGUGUGGGAAGAUUGUGGCUUAAAAUCUUGAGUCUUGAGAUGUAAAAGUUCCAUGCAGUUGAAGUAGUGUAUGCGCUGACAUCGGAAAUCAUCUGAUCUCAUGUCUAACACCAUCAAACCAUUCUUCUGCAUUCAACCUCCUUUUGUUAUGCUUCAUUGAGGAGACUGGAUUCUAGAGUGUCUCACUGUUUUCCAAGGAUACUGAGAAACUGUUAAAUAGUAGGAAAGUCCUUACUUGUUUCGGUUAAUAUAAUAACUUCCUUUUUAUGUAGAUAACAGGUUUUCAAAGAAAUGCAGAUAAGACUUUAUUUCUUAUUAGCUUUCACAGCUCCAAACCCUUGAGCAAUUUGUAUACAAUUAAGAGAUUGUGACACUGAUUUUUUUUUUUUAAGCUAGGUGGAUCAGCUCUAGAAUUUAGGCAUUCAUACUUCUGCUGAGUUAGGAAUCUUUUCCGAGUUGCUUGUAGAUAGCAUUUAUUUCUGUGUAUUUAAAAAACCCACUUUAGGAAAUGUCUACAAAGUAUAAAGGAGGCAAAGUAGUUUAUUUUUUUUCAUGGAGAUUUUGAUAUACAUCUCAUCAAGGUAAUUGAUUGACCAGUUUCUUACAUUAGUUAAUAAUCAACUGUUCAAAGAGAGGGAGGGAGGCACGCAUUAUUGAAACUUUUAGUAACCUUUUAAAAUUUCAUCCUUCAUAAUUAUCAAGGUUGGGGCAACCAAAUUAUAUUUUUGUCAUGGAAAAAAUUAAAGUCCCAAGCCACAAUGUUGAACAGAAUUGGAGUUUUUUUUUUUAAAGAAAUAGAAUUUCUUGGAUAGGACCGAAAGCUCAUUAUAGAAUGCUUGUGUUUCUUUCUUCUCCCUGGAACAUCAGUACCAGUAUAUUGCUGGCAGCUAUUGUAUUAAAAAAAUAAAUAUAUUUUCACUAUCAUAA
Messenger RNA from Nannospalax galili (Upper Galilee mountains blind mole rat), 4352 nucleotides. RefSeq names its product chloride intracellular channel 4 (gene Clic4). The transcript has 7 exons. Bases 362 to 997 code for a protein of 211 amino acids. NCBI's taxonomy places the organism in Eukaryota, Metazoa, Chordata, Mammalia, Rodentia, Spalacidae. The record is from RefSeq and is a predicted model, not a curated record.